UUGGUAUUCUUUGUCAUUCACCUGGGUGAAACCCAUUGUAAUUGUUCAUCACAAGUCCCCCAUGCUGCGUCAUUCCAGGUUAUAGUCCAGCGCACUCUAGCGGCCAAGAACCUGUCUCACGCCAAAGGGGGAUCAAUCAUGGCCGGCUACCUCAAACUACUGCCGAUCUUCCUUAUGAUCUUCCCGGGGAUGAUUAGUCGAGCUCUGUUCCCAGACGAGGUUGCGUGCGUAGACCCAGACAUUUGCAGGGAGGUUUGCGACAACCCGGCUGGCUGUUCAAACAUAGCCUACCCCAAGUUGGUAUUGGAGUUACUCCCCUUUGGUGUGCGUGGCCUGUUGAUGGCAGUCAUGCUGUCGGCCAUCAUGAGCUCCCUGACCUCCAUCUUUAACAGUUCCAGUACAAUAUUCACUAUGGACCUGUGGCGCAGAGCCCGACCGAGGGCCACACAGCGGGAACUCCUCAUCGUGGGCAGGAUCUUCAUUGUAAUCCUGUGUGGUAUCAGUAUUGCAUGGAUUCCCCUCGUUAGAUCAUCACAAGGAGGACAACUCUUUAACUACAUCCAGUCCAUUCAGGGCUACCUGGGCACGCCGAUCGGAGCACUUUUUGUCUUAGGCGUUUUCUGGAAACGAAUGAAUGAACAGGGAGCAUUCUGGGGUAUUCUCAUCGGGCAUAUGUGCGGAGUGAUACGGAUGGGGUUAGACUUUGCCUACCCAGCGCCUGAGUGCGGAGAUCCGGAAACUCGUCCGCCGGUACUCCUAAGGGUUCAUUACACAUACUUCGGCUCCAUUAUGAUCGUCGUCACCUCUGCUGCUAUCAUCAUAAUAAGUCUGGCUACACGUCCACAGGAAGAGGAGGAGCUUGUGGGAGUGACGUGGUGGACCAGAAUGAAACCUGAAGACAAGGGAGACCACUCUACUGACAGUGAGACCGAGCAGGCAAAGGAUAACCGUCCGGCUAGUAAUGGUGUGCAAAUAGCUGAACCGGAUGAUGGGAAUGAAAGAACGGUCGGAUGUGCAAAGCGUGCCUGUAACUUUGUUUGUGGAAUGCCUGACGAUAGUUCUGGCGCGACCAGUCCAAGCACUGACGAGACCCAGACAAGGCGAUUUCUGAAGGAGAACAAGAGAUGGUCAACGGUGUUAAAUAUCAAUGCAGCCAUUGGACUAAUAGUAACAGCCUUUCUGUAUGGCUUCUACCGAUGACAUGAUAAAUCCUUCUUGGAUUUCAGCCAAUCACGAACGAGCUAUCAUCGCCUCUCUAGGCCAUUAUGUUUAAGUGUUCACGCACUUCAAUCUUUUAACCAAAUAAACUAUUAAAUUGGUUAUAAAAUGUCACCCGAGUUCAAUACUUUGCUGAGCAAGUACAGUAUGUACUUUCAAACAGCUAUAAAUAAACAAACUUUCUAAUUUGGGAUACAAGAUAUAGAAUUAAACAAAUUUAAA
Molecule: messenger RNA, 1440 nt
Organism: Mizuhopecten yessoensis (Yesso scallop)
Lineage: Eukaryota; Metazoa; Mollusca; Bivalvia; Pectinida; Pectinidae
Product: sodium/glucose cotransporter 4-like
Exons: 7
Biological process (GO): transmembrane transport
Cellular component (GO): plasma membrane
Molecular function (GO): D-glucose:sodium symporter activity
Source: RefSeq, a predicted model, not a curated record